AUGGCAAAUAUCAGUCUCACUGCUUAUGACCCAGAACAAGUUAGAUUGAUGGAAGAAAUGUGUAUUCUUGUUAAUGAAAAUGAUCAAAGAAUUGGGGCUGAUACAAAAAAGAAUUGUCAUCUUAUGGAAAACAUUAACAAAGGACUUCUUCAUAGAGCCUUUUCGGUUUUUCUUUUUAACUCGGAAAACAAAUUAUUAUUACAACAACGUUCUUAUGAUAAAAUUACCUUUCCCGGUCAAUGGACUAAUACUUGUUGCUCUCAUCCUUUGAAUAAUCCACUUGAAUUGGAAGAAAAUGAUCAAAUUGGUGUACGCCGUGCAGCACAAAGGAAACUGGAACAUGAAUUGGGCAUUAAACGAGAGCAGUUGCCUCUUGAAGAUUUUGUAUUUUUGACUAAAAUUCAUUAUUUGGCACCAUCUGAUGGAAUUUGGGGAGAACAUGAAGCAGAUGCUAAUCUUGAGACUAAUAAAAAUGAAGUUAAUGCUGUUGAAUAUAUAUCAAAGGAAGAUUUACAAAAAAAAUUUCAAAAUCCUGGUGAUUGGAAAUUUACUCCUUGGUUUAAAUUAAUCUGUGAAAAUUUUCUUUUUGAUUGGUGGGAAAAAUUGGAUAAUCUUGAAGAAAGUAAAGAUAUUCAUAGAAUCCAUAGAUUAUGA
This is a messenger RNA of Diversispora eburnea, 654 nucleotides long. Lineage: Eukaryota; Fungi; Glomeromycota; Glomeromycetes; Diversisporales; Diversisporaceae. The record is from the annotation of a GenBank genome assembly.